AUGUCUACGCCGGUGAUUCGGGCGAGCGUGCGCUGCCUGCGGUCGCUGCGGCGCACGCUGCGGCUGGCCAGCGUGCCGGCGCGGCGCGCGGGCGGCUGCGGCGGCGGCGGCGACCAGCCCCCGCGCCCGCCGCCGCGCCACUUCGCGCUCGGGGCGGGCUCCCUGGCGCUCGCGCUGCUCGCAGCUGAUCACAUUUACAAUGAAAAAAGAUUUUUUAAAGCUGCCCAAUUGGGGAACGUGGAAGAAAUAAGAAGACAAAUCGAAGCGUUCGGGGACGGGCGCACUCCGGAGGGCGAGGGCGUGGCGGACGUGCGGCACGCGCUGGGCUGGACGGCGCUCAUGGCCGCCGCCGCCAACGACCGCGCCGCCGCCGUGCGCGAGCUGCUGCGCCUGGGCGCGCGGCCCGACCUGCAGGUGAGGGCGGGCGGACGUGCGGCACGCGCUGGGCUGGACGGCGCUCAUGGCCGCCGCCGCCAACGACCGCGCCGCCGCCGUGCGCGAGCUGCUGCGCCUGGGCGCGCGGCCCGACCUGCAGGUGAGGGCGGGCGGACGUGCGGCACGCGCUGGGCUGGACGGCGCUCAUGGCCGCCGCCGCCAACGACCGCGCCGCCGCCGUGCGCGAGCUGCUGCGCCUGGGCGCGCGGCCCGACCUGCAGGUGA
This is a messenger RNA of Ostrinia nubilalis (European corn borer), 660 nucleotides long. RefSeq lists its product as uncharacterized. Lineage: Eukaryota; Metazoa; Arthropoda; Insecta; Lepidoptera; Crambidae. The record is from RefSeq and is a predicted model, not a curated record. The transcript is spliced from 3 exons. Bases 1 to 660 code for a protein of 219 amino acids. Gene Ontology annotation, molecular function: protein binding.